Molecule: messenger RNA, 7487 nt
Organism: Pygocentrus nattereri (red-bellied piranha)
Lineage: Eukaryota; Metazoa; Chordata; Actinopteri; Characiformes; Serrasalmidae
Gene: colec12
Product: collectin sub-family member 12
Exons: 24
Coding region: 683-4447 (1254 amino acids)
Biological process (GO): protein transport to vacuole involved in ubiquitin-dependent protein catabolic process via the multivesicular body sorting pathway
Cellular component (GO): ESCRT-0 complex
Molecular function (GO): low-density lipoprotein particle binding; ubiquitin binding; pattern recognition receptor activity
Source: RefSeq, a predicted model, not a curated record
UACUCUUCAUCCCCCCCAGAGCUCAGCGUUGGGUUUGUCUCCUCCCCUAACUUAACUCCAGAUGCUCAGUCUCCCCUCAGCCACACUGAGCUCACAACGCCCCUCGCUUUUCACCUGGUUCUCCUUUAAGAACCAACGGGCAGAGAGCUUCACUCAGAGGUAAAACACAAGUGGUCCAACAGGCACCCUGCGGACUCUGAACUUCCUACUGCCUUUUUCCUCUCUCUGGUGCUUUGGGCAGCAGCCAGGAGAGAAGGUAUCCAUCCUCACUCAGCUCAGCCUACCUCAGCUCUUUACUCACCGCGGAUACAUUCCUAUGGAGGAGAGGAAGACCUUCAUGCUUUAAACCUCUUUAAGCCUGUUUAUUCACUUUGGCUGCCGGUUUUUUAUUUUUAUUAUUAUUUUUUUUUACGAAUUCCUGGAAACGUCUGAACACGGGGACCAAGCGAGGCUCCACACGGCUCAGGUGGACUACUUGACACACUCGUGACGUUGAAACCGAAAAGAAGGGUAGAAGUUGCGAGAACUUUCUCUGCCGCUGUUUCUUGUUUGUUGUUUUUUUUUUGUUAUUGUUUGCGCUCGAGCGCCGUUCGUCAGCCAGUAGGCUGCUGUUGCCAUGCAGUUGAUGUGAGCAGUGGCGCCAACCUCGAUUAGCAACGGUGCAGUUUCACCAUUUACCACGAUGAAGGACGACUUCAAUGAUGAGGAAGAAGUGCAAUCCUUUGGCUACAAGAGGUUUGGCAUCCAGGAGGGGAGUGAAUGCACUAAAUGUAAGAAUGACUGGGCACUGAGAGCAGCCAUUGCGCUCCUGUAUGUCCUGUGUGCCUUGCUUACUAUAGCCGUGGCUGUCUUAGGAUACAAAGUGGUCCAGAAGAUGGACAGUGUGACUGAAGGGAUGGAGAACUAUGGAGGUAAAAUCAUGGCUGUGGAAACAGACCUAAAGAAGCUUGAUGAUCAGACAGAAGAGAAGUCAGAGAACGCCACGACUGAAAUCCUGUCUUUCAAGGCAGAAAUCCAGACGUUACAGAAGCAGCUUAACAACAUUGCCUCAACCGCAUCCACCAACAGAGCAGCUCUGGAUGAACUGCGGCUGGCAGGGGAGGAUGUGCAGAGUGGCCAUGUUUCCUUGAGGGACCUUCUGGAGAGCAAUAGUAACACCAUCCGCAAUGUCAACCGUACUUUGAAUGCAUACAGUAACCUGAUUGGUGGGCUGAAGACAGACACAGAGCGGCUCCAGUCUGAGCUGCAAGAGCAGAUAAGAGAGCAGAGCCAAUCCAUCCACAGUCUCAACACCCUAAAUUUCACCCAGAGUCAACAGAGGAACCUCAUCGGCUCCCUGCAGAGGUCAGUGGAGGAUGCCAGCCAGGCGGUCCAGAAGCUGAAGAACGACUACCAGAGUCUGCAGCAGACAGCCAGACAGACCAAGGUAGAUGCCGACUGGCUCAGGGAGAAGGUGCAGAACCUCCAGGCUCUGGCAGCUAACAACUCUGCCUUGGCCCGCUCCAAUAGUGAUGCCAUUGAAGACGUAGCUUCUCAGCUCAGCUCACUAUCCGAACAGGUCCAGAAUGUCUCAACUGUCACUGAUGGACAUGACCAGAACCUACGUGAGCUUAUGGACCAGCAAAGGGACCAUGACAAUGCUACCUCUAGCAAAUUUGAUGCUCUGGAGGCCCGUGUGGACCAGAAUGAGGACCAUAUGGACCGUAUCACUGGCAAUGUGAGCUUUACCACGCAGCUCCUAGGAGCCAUCAGUGCCGACCUGAACGGCCUCCGUGGUUGUGCCGAGACGGUCACUAGGCACACGGAUCUGCUGCUGACCCUCAACAGCAGUGUCUUGGAGGCCAGGACUGACAGCACUGAGCUCAAAGCCCAGCAGGAGGAGCUCGCCGCCAGGCUCGAUAAGGAAGUGAGCAGCCUCUCCAUUGUGAUGGAGGAGAUGAAACUGGUGGACAGCAAACACUCACAACUCAUUACCAACUUUACAAUCCUGCAAGGUCCACCAGGUCCUAGAGGUCCUCGGGGGGAUAGGGGACCCCAGGGGCCUGCAGGAAAAACAGGUGAGAAAGGCCAAACUGGGGAAAGAGGUCCACCAGGACUGCCAGGACCUAAAGGAGACAAAGGGUUGCAUGGAAUUCCAGGUGUUCCUGGCUCGAAAGGUCCACCUGGACCAAGAGGAAAUCCUGGAUCAAAGGGCUCCAGAGGAUCAGGUGGUAGGGCUGGGCCUCCAGGGGAGAGGGGUGACCCUGGUUUACCUGGGCUUGCUGGUAGAGAUGGUCAGCCAGGUCCUCAGGGCCCACAAGGCCCACCCGGAAUCAGAGGGUUAGCGGGACCUCCAGGACCACCUGGAUCCCCUGGCCCUGUUGGCCCCAUUGGUCCACCAGGGCCACCUGGACUACCUGGACCACCAACUGGACCUCCAAUCCAAGUAGCUAAACCUCUGCCUCCUGUAGGACCCCAAACCUCAGUGUCCCGCCAAGUCCAAGAGCCUGUUCCCACCAGCACUCCAGGAUGUCCUCCUCAAUGGAAGAGCUACAAAGACAAUUGCUAUUACUUCUCUGGUGCAUCAGAAAGACUUAAUUUUGAUGAAACAAAAGAAACAUGUAAAAACAAGACCUCUUCUAUGCUCAUUAUCAAUGAUGAGGAGGAGCAGCUUUGGAUACGGCAGCAAAUUGCAGGAAACGGUUAUUUCUGGCUGGGUCUUACAGACAUUGUUGAGGAAAACAACUGGAAAUGGGUGGAUGGGAGCAUUCCCACUUUCACGAAGUGGAAAACAGGCCAGCCUGAUAAUUGGAACCAUGGGCACGAAGAAGGUGAGGAUUGUGCAGGUGCUGACUGGCAGGAGAAGAGGACACAGCUCAUACAUAUCUUCUUGCUGUUCUCGUUCACACCCCCGGCAAUGCCUCUUUUCACGUCCAAUCCUUUUGAUCAAGAUGUUGAGAAAGCGACGAGUGAGAUGAACACAGCUGAAGACUGGGGCCUUAUACUGGACAUAUGUGAUAAGAUUGGGCAGUCACGGACUGGGCCUAAAGAAUGCCUCCGCUCUAUAAUGAGGAGAGUCAACCACAAGGAUCCCCAUGUAGCCAUGCAGGCACUGACAUUAUUAGGUGCUUGUGUGUCAAACUGUGGGAAAAUAUUCCAUUUGGAAGUGUGCUCCAGAGAGUUUGCCAGUGAAGUCAGCAAUGUCUUAAACAAGGGACACCCGAAGGUCUGCGAGAAGCUGAAGGCCCUCAUGGUAGAAUGGGCUGAGGACUUCCGGAACGACCCCCAGCUCAGCCUCAUCUCUGCUAUGAUCAAGAACCUGAGAGAGCAGGGCGUAACCUUCCCUGCUGUUGGUUCACAGGCAGCAGAACAAGCUAAAGCAAGUCCUGCAUUAGUGGCCAAAGACCCAGCAACAUCCUCGAACAAGAAGGAGGAAGAAGACCUAGCCAAAGCGAUCGAGCUGUCGCUGAAGGAGCAGCGGCUGCAGCCGCAGACCUCUCUCUCCGGGCUCUAUCCCAGCGCUAACAGCCUCCUCACUUCACACAAACCUGAGGGCCGAAAAGUUCGGGCCAUCUAUGAUUUUGAGGCAGCAGAGGACAAUGAACUCACUUUCAAAUCUGGAGAAAUCAUUACCAUUCUGGAUGACAGUGACCCUAACUGGUGGAAGGGUGAAACAUAUCAAGGUGUGGGGCUCUUUCCAUCAAACUUUGUGACGGCAGACCUGACGGCAGAGCCAGAGAUGAUGAAAACAGAGAAGAAGACGGUGCAGUUCAGUGAGGACAUUAAGGUGGAGACUAUUGAACCGGAGCCUGAGCCGGUCUACAUAGAUGAGGAAAAAAUGGACCAGUUGUUACAAAUGAUCCAGAGUGCAGAUCCAACAGACAACCAGUCAGAUAGCUGUGAGUUGCUCCAGCUGGAAGGUGCCUGUAACCAAAUGGGCCCACUCAUUGAUCAAAAGCUGGAAGACAUCGACAGAAAGCACUCAGAGCUAUCUGAGCUUAAUGUGAAGGUUAUGGAGGCACUCUCGUUGUAUGCCAAACUGAUGAAUGAAGACCCUGUGUACGCCAUGUAUGCCAAGCUGCAGAGCCAGCAGUACUACAUGCAGCAGCCCAACGCCUCCCAGCAGGUGUAUCCUGGCCAGGUGGCUGCAGGGCAGUAUGCAAUGCCUGGUCCAGGUGUGCAGGGCUACAACGUACCUGUGGAGCAGCUUCCUCCCAUGAACCAGGUGGCCACUGCCAUGUCAGGCCAGCCAGCACCCAGUGAUGUUCAUAUGUAUAUGGGCCAGCCUCCAGUGUACAGCGCUGCUCCGGGCAGCAUGCCACCUGCAGACGUGCAGGCUUACCAGAACACAGCCAGCGGGCCGACAGGCAUGGCCCAAAUACCCAGCUACAGUGCCCCCGUCACUCAGAGCCUAACCAACCCAACAGACACCCAACAGACCCCUUACCCGGAAAAAGCCCUGUUAUAGGACCCAUAGAGACUGCUCUCCCAUCUCCUCUCAUUCACACACUACGAACAAAGAGGCUGUUCAUGCAAGCUGACACUAAAACAAUAUGACUAAAGGUCGCAGGUACAGACUGAUCAACAUUCAGUUAUUCUAUACAUUCUUUUUAAAAAGUAUCUCUUCUUUCUCAAUAACGCAUCCAGACACAAACACUAAAUCUGACCAUUUGUGAAAAGAUGCCUAGUAUUGACUACUGACUUAUGUUGUGCAAUUUGAGAAAAAAAAUCUUUCUCUCGCUCAGAAUAAUAUUCAGUCCACUGAAGCAGAAAAGUCAACCUAAUCUCUGUCUGCCACAUCUGUAUUGGUUGAUCAUGGAAGACAGUAAUUUCAGCAUAUUUCCAUGUACAUAGCAAACACACAAAACAUUUAACUCAAAACGGAUGAAGUAGAGAUGUCUGAAUAACACUGUUUUGUUUCUGAUACUGAUAUUUAAACCAAGAUUUUUCAGUUGAUGCACUUUGAGAUGAGCAUCUAAAAAUAACCCUGUCAUCUUCAAACUGCUCAGACACUACUCAGCUACAGGAAGAAAUACUAAACUAACAAAGUAACAUUUCGGGGUAGAUUUGUUGCCAGAUUGGAUCAGAUUGUCUUUUUUUUUUUUUUUUUUCUCUCUGGUAUCUCAUCUAGCAUUUUCUGCUAAUAUCCCUACCCAUCAUUACCAAUAUGCCAUCUCUAAAGAGGAGCCAAUGGGCACUUGCUUCAAACAAUGGGCAUUCUGUAUUUUAAUAAGUAUGGUCACAUGUGUCAGUUAUUAUCCAUGGAAAUCAACCUUAUGUUGCAGCAGAUUGAGAUUAUGUUGAAAAAUGCUGUUCAUUUAAGCCAGUGGUCAUCAGUCCUGCUUCUGGACAUCUUCCAACCUGUUACUGUCUUGUUCCAUCCAUAAUGAGACACACGUGUUCCAGCUAAUGAUCUUUACGGAUACUUGAUUUCUGUGGUAUCACAGGCUUGUCUAGCUUUUCAUUGCUUAACAUUGACGACUGUUACUUGCAUGUGCAUGUCACACAAAAUCGAGUCUCUGAACUAGGCUCUAUCCAAAACAAACCAGCUACAAAAAAUGACAAAAUCAUAUAUAUAGUAUAUUUCGCUUAAAAGCUAUUACAUUUUUCAAAGAAAAUGCUUGAAUAACUCCAAAGGGCUCAGUUACUCCCUAUCAGCUGCUUUCGUUCAUGUGUUUCCUUUUGGACACCUGAAUCGUGAAGCACAGCUAGUCAGAAUUGACAAAAGUCCUGACAGUUAUAACCAGUUCAGUUUACUAUACACAUCUGAUGCCCAGAUUACGUGUGGGCGAAGCAUCUAAGGCUGGGACUAGCGCCGUCUUAAUAAGGGGCAUAAUGUUUAUAUAUGGGUCGGAACAAAACUGUGCAGGAAAGUAGAUGUACUGGAGAAAGGCAAGUGACCACCUCUCUAAGCUAACUGACCCUUCCAGUGGUGUCUUAAUUCUCACUAAAGAUUAGAACCUUGUUGAAGAAAGCUCAUGAAGAGAGCAUGCACAUGUUGUACAUACUUUUUCCCUUACUGUUAAGGAAGUCUCAGUAGUUGCAGGCAUUCGUUGCUGCGGGGGUCUGUAGGGGGAGCGGUUUGUUUCCCUGUUCUCAUUGCUGAGCUUAACCAUGUAUGUAUGAGAGUUUGCAUGUAUGGGUGCAUUCGGCCUUCAUGUGACUUCUUUUUAUCAGACAGCAUGGUAACCAUUCUGCCUCUCCCCCUGGACCGUGUAGCACAGAACCCCCAUGGUCCCUGACAGAAUGGUGCAGUCCAUACAACAAAUCCUCUCCCCGCAGUUCUGGCAGGGUGGUACAGCCCAUCUUCCCAGUGUCUUGAAGCAUUUCUUUAUGACAGUGUUAAAUCGAUACCAUUUUAUUUAGUAGUGUUUGUAAUUUAUUUUGAUUGUCGUUUUAAAUGCACUGUACUUUAAAACGAGAAAAAAGGAAGAUAUUCUGCCUAAACGUAGAUGUGUAUUUAUGAGAACUCACCUAUGUUGUUAGCGCAGCUGCUGCUUCUGUUAAAAGGGCACAUGGAAAAGGCAGGUAGUAAAUAUUACUCGAUGAUGUUAUGCACUUUUGAUUUACCCUUUUGACUCACCCUCUUAAAUUUCAGCUCACCUUAACUCUCAAAACGUUUCAACUGUAGAAGAACUAAAGUGGCUAAACUGCACUUAACUGUAAACAAUUAGACGCUAACGGCCAGUUUCUUGGAUAUGGGUUAAGUCUAGUCUUGGGACUAAAUGGUGAAUCCCCAUUGAAAAUUCUUUUUAGUUUAGUAUUAGCUGUAAUCUGGGUCUGGGAAACGAGCCUCAACAGUUUUAAGAUGCAUUCAAAGCGCACCUGAAAACCGGCCACAUGGCAUUUGUUUUUUCUUUGAAUUUGUUUUGACUGCGCUGCCUUCAGAGUUGUGAGAGAGACUACAUGCUAAGUUUCACUGAAUUUUGUCAUCUCGAGUGAAGGCUCAGGCUGGAGCUAAAGUCUUGUGAGCUCAUUUGGAUCAGUUGUGAACAAAGCUAGCUUCUGCUCUAAAGGUCACAGCGUCCCAGUUGUGGUCUUGGCCACUGUGUUGUUUUCCCUGCUCCCAACAAAGUUGAUCCAGCUACACAGAGCCUAGUUUCCCCAAAGCAUCUUAGAUCAUUUUACAGCUGCACUUUGAUUUUUUUGUUAAAAGUGAAAGAAAUGGCAUUCUUGAGUCGAGGGGAAACGAAGCAUGCUAAAAUAUGGUGUCUGUCAACAUCAUAAUGAAAAAUAUAUGACGACAGUAGUAGAUAAAUCACAUUGUUGGAAGACAUUCACAACUUUUGACCGAAUUCUCUUUGGCCCAGUCCCAUUUCUUCCUUUUAGCCCUACCCCUUGUUUUUGAGUGUCAGCCGCACCCUUUGGCACGGACUUACAAAGGGCAGUGGUUUAAAUCUUGCCCAGUGAAAUUGGAUGAUCCUAAAAGGAAAAAAAAAAGCCCAACAUUGCUUCAUUAACAGGCUACUAGGCUAUUCUAUAGGUGACCCGGCCCGACUGAAAGGAUA